CUCCAGAGAGAAGUGCAGUUCCAAAUCGUGUGGCGAGCAUUGAAUUUGGUUGGAGUAGAUAACGAUGAGGCGAAAAUAACGAGGAGUGAAGCAAAGUGAGCUUCUCGUAUCUGAUUUUGGAAGCGGUGGAAGCCAUGGCAGUAGCAGGGGCAGUGACAGUGACAGUGGCAGGGCAGCCUCAGCCUCAGCUGUAUAGGCGAUGGCAUCCCUCACUGCAGACCUCAACAAGGAGGAGAUAUGCUGUGUCCGCAUUUAAAGUUAGAGCUGACGCGGAAAAAAAUGUGUUGAUUGUUAACACAAAUAGCGGAGGGCACGCCAUUAUAGGCUUCUGGUUGGCCAGAGAUCUCAAGAAAUCGGGGCAUCAAGUUACCAUCUUUACUGCUGGCGAAGAGGCCUCCCCCAAGAUGACCAAAACGCCAUUCUCUCGUUUUUCAGAGUUAAGGGAUAUUGGAGUGCAAACAAUUUGGGGGAAUCCAGAUGAGAUUGGAAAAACAAUCAGCUCAAGUAUUUUUGAUGCCGUGUUGGAUAACAAUGGCAAAGACUUAAGCUUUGUAAAGCCUGUGGCAGACUGGGCAAAAGGGAUUGGUGCAGGACAGUUUCUAUAUAUAAGUAGUGCUGGAAUAUACAAGCCCACUGAUGAGCCUCCACAUGUUGAGGGGGAUCUUGUGAAGAUAGAUGCUAGUCAUGUGGCUGUGGAGGACCAUAUCAAAAGCUUAUCUUUCAAUAGUUUGGCCAUAUUCCGACCACAAUACAUGAUUGGUUCUGGGAAUAACAAAGAUUGUGAAGAAUGGUUUUUUGAUCGUAUCGUCCGAGACAGGCCAGUUCCAAUUCCAGGUUCUGGAAUGCAAGUGACGAAUAUAGCACAUGUUAAAGACCUAUCAAGCAUGCUUGUCCUUGCAGUUCAGAAACCGUCUGCUGCCAAUGGCAAUGUUUUCAAUGCUGUUUGUGAUCGAGCUAUCACAUUUGAUGGGCUUGUCAAACUCUGUGCUAAAGUUGCUGGAAAAAAAGCUGAUAUUGUUCAUUACGAUCCCAAGUCUCUUGGCAUUGAUGCCAAAAAAGCAUUCCCCUUUCGAAAUAUGCAUUUUUAUGCGGAACCAAGAGCAGCAAAGGAGAUUCUCGGAUGGCAAAGCACCACAAAUCUUUUAGAAGACUUAAAAGAGCGCUUUGAGGAAUAUAUUGCUAUUGGAAGAGACAAGAAAGAAAUGAAGUUUGAAUUGGAUGACAAGAUUUUGGAGUCUUCAAGGGUAGCAAUCACUGUGUGAAAAUUUGAACAACACGAAAUGCAAUUAUAUUUGUGCAAUAAGUGCUGCUUCAUUAUCUAAGAGUUGAUGUUUGGGCAGAUAUGAACAAUCAAUGUAAUUCUUUGAGUUGUAAUUCUUGUCAGUAUAUUUAUAGAAACUUUGAUCUUAUAAAAGAAUCAGAAAUCAUGUAUGACUUCCAAAAGUAGCA
Molecule: messenger RNA, 1449 nt
Organism: Cryptomeria japonica (Japanese cedar)
Lineage: Eukaryota; Viridiplantae; Streptophyta; Pinopsida; Cupressales; Cupressaceae
Product: chloroplast stem-loop binding protein of 41 kDa a, chloroplastic
Exons: 6
Coding region: 135-1262 (375 amino acids)
Biological process (GO): rRNA processing
Cellular component (GO): cytosol
Molecular function (GO): RNA binding
Source: RefSeq, a predicted model, not a curated record